Molecule: messenger RNA, 1361 nt
Organism: Cryptomeria japonica (Japanese cedar)
Lineage: Eukaryota; Viridiplantae; Streptophyta; Pinopsida; Cupressales; Cupressaceae
Product: gamma-soluble NSF attachment protein
Exons: 10
Coding region: 206-1111 (301 amino acids)
Biological process (GO): intracellular protein transport
Cellular component (GO): SNARE complex; vacuolar membrane
Molecular function (GO): soluble NSF attachment protein activity; syntaxin binding
Source: RefSeq, a predicted model, not a curated record
AUUUUUUUUAACUGUAUUUUAACUAUUUUUUAAUAGUAAAUACCUUUACUCUCAGCGAUAUAAAUUACAAGACUGGCUACAUUUAUUGAAAAAGUGAAGUUACUUAGAUCCCAAAUUUCCUGAGAUGCUCGGCUUUUGAAAUCAAGUGCUGCUGGUGGUGGACAUAAUUUCAUAAGCUCACUGAAUUCAUCAGCGUUGGAUAGCCAUGGCUCAGAUAAAGCCCAGCAUUGAAGAAGCCGAGAAGAUGAUGAAGAAAGCAGAUAAAUUAACAAAGUUAAGUUUUACAAGGUGGAGUGUUGACUGGAAUAGCGCUACUCUUUUGUAUGAGCAAGCAGCUAUUGCGUUCAGAUUUGCCAAAGAAAAUGCAAAAGCAAAAGAAGCAUUUGAAAAGGCUGCAACAGGUCAAGAGAGGCUCUCAUCACCAUGGCAGGCUGCCAAGCAUUUGGAGUCAGCUGGAGCCUUAGCCAAGGAACUUGAAAACUGGAACGAAGUUGCAGAUUAUUAUAGGAGAGCUUGUGAGUUGUAUACAGAGUGUGGGAAACCACAACCUGCUUCAGAUGCUCUUGCAAGGGGGGCACGUGCCCUGGAGGAUGCUGUACCAGAUGAGGCAGUGCGAAUGUAUAUUGACGCUUGUGGUAUACUUGAAGAUGAAGGCAAGGAACAAAUGGCCUUUGACAUCUAUCGUGAUGCAGCUAACCUUUAUCUGAAGUUGGAAAGAUUUAGUGAUGCAGCAACAAUUCUUUUGAGAUGGGGCUUGGCAGCAGAUAAAACUAAAGCUAUCUAUAGUCAGUGCAAGGCAUAUUUGAGUGCAAUCAUUGUGUAUCUUUAUGCACAUGACUUCAAGCAAGCUGAACAGUGCUAUAAUGAUUGUUCCCAGAUCAAUGCCUUUUCAAAUAGCGAUCAAAAUUAUUGUGCUGAGAAAUUGCUUCAGGCAUACAGAGAAGCUGAUGUUGAAGAUAUCAAGCAUAUAGCUCAAUCAAGCAGCGCCAUCUCUAAUCUUGAUCACAUGAUUAUUAGGCUUGCAAGAAAGCUACCCACCGGCGAUAUGAAUGCAGUUUCUUCAUCUGCUGCUAUAGAUGAAGAGCCUUUUAAUGAGGACGAUAUGACAUAAUAGUGCAUUUUUUAAAGUGGAAGAGCAAAUUUAUGUAGUGGUGGGUAGCUGGAGAUCGCCAUCAUACACGAUAAUUAUAUGCUUUGUACUUCAAGUAAUUGCAUGACCGUGUAUUUUAGAGUUUUGGAAUUGGGUUGUUCAACAUCACAUCGUUAUGUCAACAUAUUCAUGUUUGUAUGAGUGAAUUACUGUUAAUAAUAUAUGUAAAAGAUAUUCAACAUUUUUAUUAAUAGAAUCUGUUUUUUCUUGA